AAGAUGGCUCUCUUUAGAGGCAGUAGUAAAGAGGUUGCUAGAACAAUACGAAGCCUUAAAGUUGUACUUUAGGGACGCUAUUUUCAGCGACCGUAUUAAAGCUGCAGAAAACAUAUUGAGAAUGAUAGAAAAUCCAGUGAACAAGCUAUAUCUGCAAUUUAUGGCGUAUGCCUUAGGAAUAUUCAACGAACUAAACAGAACCAUGCAAUCAGAAAAUACAAAUGUACACAUAAUUUACAACAGGGUGAUGACCGUAAUCUACACAAUUUUGGGAUGUUAUGUGAAAGAAGAAUACAUUUCAAGAAAUGAUCACAAAAACAUCGACUAUAAAAAUCCCAGAAAGUACAUGGAUAUAAAAGAUUGGUAUUUAGGCGCUAACGUAGGGGCGACAUUAUCUUCACCAACAUUAACAAUCAGUCCCGAAGAAAUAAAAAAAUUCAAGUUCCGCUGUUUAGAGUUUUAUUGAGGCAAUUAAACAACUAUUACAGCGAUUUCCAUUUGAAGACGAUAUGGAAAUUUUGAAAAAAAUGGAAUUUAUGGAUCCAAAAAUAGUUUGUAGUGGCAAAAUACUAUCCAUCGCUGACAUAUUGGGAAGGUUCCCAAAUAUAGCACCUUCAAAUGUUAUUCAACAGAUUGACACCGAAUGGCGGCUUCUUCGGAAUACGAAGUUAAAUACUGAAGAUGAAAAUUUAGAAGUAGGAGCUUUCUGGAAAAAGAUAGCCCAGAUGCAUUUGGGUGAUGGCAGAAAAAUGUUUCCAAAUUUAACUUUGACAGUUUUGAGUUUUAUGUGCUUGCCACACUCAAGUGCAUCUGUGGAAAGGCUGUUUUCGCAAAUAAAUUUAACGAAAACAAAGUUACGGAACCAACUCUCUACCCCGGUAAUAUCGGGAGUCCUGCAUACAAAAAACAUUUUGAAAAAUUCUAAUUGCUUCAAUUUCGAAAUUAAAGACCAAAUUUUACAGAAACUUAAUAAAAAUAUGUAUUAAAACUCUCCUGAUUAUUUUUGUAAUUUUACCAUAAGACUCCCGGAUUUUUAUAGAUAUACCUCCCGGAAAAUUAAAUUUGGAUCUGGCAACACUGCGCUCCCCGCACCUUGCUCUCACGCCGCUGUGGUCCGAAGUACUGAUCAGUGCAAAAGUUGAUAGUUGUUUUCCUUUGUUUCGUUUUUUUUUUGUUAUAGUUAUUCGUUAUUGUAUUAUUUGUUACAGUUAUUUGUUUUCUUAUUUUGUUGUCGUUUUUGUUGACUAUGCCGCGAGGCAAAACUUUAAAAAGACAAAGUAGGAAGAUGGUGUAUGACGUUUACAAGUUUAUGGCGAAAGAAGCGGAGGAAGGCGUCGGCAAUUUGAAAGCGGUACAAAAACGUACCGCUGCUGCCACUCAGACAUCACUUAUCACGGUGAAGAGAAUUGUGAAGGAAGCAAAUAGCUCCAGAUUGCUGUCCGUGUUUCGUACUCCGGGAAAAAAACGUCCGAGAUCAAACCCCGUAACCGGCAUGGAUGAUUUUGAUAAAGGGGUGAUCAAACGCUGUAUUCACAAUUUUCAUGUAACAAAUAAAGAACUCCCUACAAUUAAAAAGAUAAAAAAUAAAUUGCGUGAUGACAUCGGAUAUCAGGGAUCCGCAACCAGUUUGCGCAAAAUUAUAAAAGAUCUUGGGUUUCGGUGGAGGAAGACCGAAAAUAAUAGAAAAAUUCUUAUUGAAAAGACCGAUAUACGCCUCAAAAGAAUUAAAUAUAUAAAGGAACUCGGAAAAUACCGUCAAGAAGGCUGCCCUAUAAUAUACACAGACGAGUCAUAUGUGCAUUCUACGCACACAACAUCAAAAGGUUGGUCUGAUCUGUCAUCGGAAGGACUAAAAAAAACAAUUUCCAAAGGUCAGCGGGAUGUCAUCGUGCACGCAGGUUCUGAAGAUGGUUUUGUUCCAAAUGCCUUAUUAAUGUUCAAAUCAGGAACAAAAUCAGGGGACUACCACGACGACAUGAAUUUCAUUAAUUAUAAAAAAUGGCUUGAGACACAAUUGAUUCCAAAUCUCCCACCAAAUGCCGUCGUGGUAGUUGAUAAUGCGUCCUACCAUAACAAGGAGGAUGAGAAUGCGCCAACUUCGAAUACGAAAAAAGCCGAGAUGCAAUCUUGGCUUGCAGAAAAAGGUAUCGCGUUUACUUCCGACAUGUUGAAGUCAGAGCUUUACGACAUAAUAAAAAAACACAAAGAGAGCCACAAAAUCUACAGCAUCGACAAAAUACUGCAAGAACAUAACCACCGCGUUCUUAGAUUGCCCCCAUAUCAUCCCGAUUUAAACCCUAUCGAAAUGGCAUGGGCAGCAAUAAAAGGUCAUGUCAGUAGUAAGAACGUGAAGUGGAACAUUACAAGAGUUAUGGAGUUGGUGAAGGAGAAGGUAGACCAAAUGGGUCCAAAUGAAUGGAAAGCUUUAUGUGAAAAAACGAAAAAAAUAGAAAAUGAAUACAUUGAAAAUGAUCACAUUAUUGACGAUUUAACAGAUCAGGAAAUAAUAAUAGCAGUUGGCGCUUCUUCUGAUGAUAGUGACAGUGACACGGAGAAUAGUGAAAAUAGCUCCGACGAAGAUGAAAUAGUCGCACCACAGCCAAGCACAAGUGGGACAGCUCGUGAUAGUGGUUGCCAUCGCACCGACGAGUACAUAAGCGGUGUACGUUUUAUAAACUAUGAAGACAGCGAUAGCGAUUUCGAUAUGCAAUAAAAUAUUUUAUUAAUCCGAACUAAUUGUUUUAUUUAACUAUUUUGAACGCGACUGUACAUGCGCGAAAUCCUCUCUACUAGCAUCUGACAGGUCUCAUCUUUGGCUGCGCGCAUUGUACUAAAUCUACAGUUUAAAUGUUAUGUUGAUUAAAAAAAUUUGAAAUAAAUUUGUAAAACCAUACA
Pieris napi is the source of this 2895-nucleotide messenger RNA. RefSeq lists its product as uncharacterized. The record is from RefSeq and is a predicted model, not a curated record. Gene Ontology annotation, molecular function: nucleic acid binding. The transcript has a single exon. The coding region runs from base 1247 to 2713 and encodes 488 amino acids. NCBI's taxonomy places the organism in Eukaryota, Metazoa, Arthropoda, Insecta, Lepidoptera, Pieridae.